AAACUGUCAUCUUCUUCCAGCUCUGUCGUCGUCGUCCAGUCAUGGGGAGAGAGAGAAAAGCUAGCUAGUAGCUAGCUACCCUCUGUCUCUGUGUCCGCCAUGCCCAGCCCAACAGGGUGUUGCUGCUCAGUGCUCAGGUCUACUGCUGCCCUCCCAUCAUUAACUCAUCAUCCACCCCCCCUCCCUCCAUAGUAAACUACGCUUUGCCCAUCUCUCUCUCUCUCUAGCUUUUACCUUCUUACCCCUUGUCUUUCUCUCUCUCUACACCCCCCACUCUCUAGAAAAGGACAGCAUCCCCCCGUCCAUCCCUCUAGCUAGCUGAGCUCAAGCCACCACAAGUUUCGUUCCACAGACAAAGAAACGGGCGAGAGGGAAAGGAGAAAGACAGCGCUCUUUGUCACUCGCUCGUCUGCAACAAGCUAAGUGUAGAGUGUAGUUGCAAAGGGAUUGCAAGAGAGAGAGAGAGAGUGUGUGUGUGAUCGACCCAUGGAGCUCUUCCCCUCCCAGCCGGACCUCUCCCUCCAGAUCGGCCUCCCCGCCAGCGCCACGCCGCACGACCACCACCACGGCGCCGCCCUCAGCGCCAGGUUCCUCGCGGCAGCCGCAGGCGGCGGUGGCAACGGGAUCCCUGGCAACCCGGCGGUGGCCAUGGCGCCGUCGCUGCAGCUGCCCAUGCCGAUGCCGCUGCCAAUGCCGAUGCCGAUGCCCCCCAACGCCGCCGCCGCCGCGGGGGCCGCCGGCGGCCUUUACUACCACCCCGACGCCGCCGCCAUGCUGCGGCCCAUACGCGGGGUGCCGCUGUACCAGCACCCGCACACGCACGCGGUGCCGCCGACGUUCCCGCCGCACGCGGCGGGGGCGGCGGGCCCGUGCUUCUGCGAGCCUUGCCACGUCGCCGCGGGCGCCUGGCGCCGCGCCGGGUGCGGCGUCGGGACGCGCGUCGUCGCCGGGUUCCCCACGGCGGCCAAGCGCGCCGCCAGGGCGCCGCGCAUGCGCUGGACGUCCACGCUCCACGCGCGCUUCGUGCACGCCGUCGAGCUCCUCGGCGGCCACGAAAGGGCAACACCCAAGUCAGUUCUUGAGCUCAUGGACGUGAAGGAUCUCACCCUGGCUCAUGUCAAGUCUCACUUGCAGAUGUACAGGACCGUGAAGAACACCGAAAGGCCGGCAGCUUCGUCAGAUCUAGCUGAUGGGUUCGAGAACGGGUCGGCAGGCGAGAUCUGCGACGACAACUCGCUCGAUCUGCACGGCGCCGGCAGGCCAGAGUCGGGGGCGGCGCGGCAUGGAAGGGAAGACUGGACCGGCUUUCCCAGCGAGUCCAACACCGGGCGCAUGAGCAUGCAUUCUCGAUCUCUCAAGGAUCAGACGAUGCAGUCCAAGAGCCUGGAGAUCCUCUCGGACAUGAACUCCUCCUGCGUGUCGGAGACGACGUCGUGUGCCAGCGAGUUGAACCUGGAGUUCACCCUAGGCCCACGCAUCAGGCACUAGCGUGCAAAGCGACCAGAGGACGAUAUAAUCGGAGGAGGAUUAGCUAUAGGCUACUAUAUAAGACGGGGUGCUUUGCAUUGCGUGCGUGCGUGUUCAUGGGAUCGUGUUAAGACGGAGGAUGCACUCAUGGUCCCAGAGAGAGAGAGGCAGCAUAUAUGCAUCUUUCAUCGUUAAAAGAAGCUAGGCCAUGGACAGACACCAGCAGCAGCAGCAGCCAGGAAAAAGGAUUAAAGGUGUAGCAUCAGCAGCAGCUAGCUCUAGGGUAGUGGUAGUAGUAGUGGUAGAGUGAGGUGAUCGUUCGAAAGCUAGCUAAACACAGAUGCAAUGUGUGUAAUGGAUGGAGUUGUUGUGUUAGAUCGAGCGCGUUUGCGUUUAGGAUCGGACCAUCUGUUUAAAGGGCUUUUUUCGCAGCAACAAUGCAUGCAUAUGAGCUUGCAUUUGCUAGGGGCCGCAGGAGUACGUGCAAAGGAAAAAAGGGCGGGGGUGACCUGUGUUGUUGCUUUCUCCUGCAUCAGUCACAUGCCCUUGAGCGCUCCAUUUGCAUUUUGAGCUCA
Messenger RNA from Zea mays, 2042 nucleotides. Its product is annotated as KANADI-like transcription factor FEATHERED. The record is from RefSeq and is a predicted model, not a curated record. Gene Ontology annotation, biological process: abaxial cell fate specification; regulation of DNA-templated transcription. Gene Ontology annotation, cellular component: nucleus. The transcript has 6 exons. NCBI's taxonomy places the organism in Eukaryota, Viridiplantae, Streptophyta, Magnoliopsida, Poales, Poaceae. The coding region runs from base 487 to 1488 and encodes 333 amino acids. Gene Ontology annotation, molecular function: transcription cis-regulatory region binding.